Messenger RNA from Aspergillus heteromorphus CBS 117.55, 1649 nucleotides. RefSeq lists its product as uncharacterized. Gene Ontology annotation, biological process: ribonucleotide metabolic process; RNA catabolic process. The record is from RefSeq and is a predicted model, not a curated record. Lineage: Eukaryota; Fungi; Ascomycota; Eurotiomycetes; Eurotiales; Aspergillaceae. The transcript has a single exon. Gene Ontology annotation, cellular component: ribonuclease H2 complex; nucleoplasm. The coding region runs from base 83 to 1435 and encodes 450 amino acids.
CCAGCACCCUCAAUUGUCCUCCGCAACACCAAACGACCACCCGCCAAACCCUCCCCCAUCACCACCACACAACACCAUCACAAUGCGAACCCGCUCCAAAGCCCCUCCAACCAAGUCGCAGUCGCAAGCUACCUCCGACUCCAAACAAAAAACAUCACAAUCAGCCUCAGCACCACUGCCACCACCAACCAAACCCAACAAGACAUUCAUCCUCCCAUCCUCCGCCAGCGCCUCCUCCCGCAUCCUCACCCUCCCUAACCCCCAAACCAACACACCAACCCAAUACUUCUUCUGCCCGAACCUCGGCGUCCACGAAUUCACCGUAAUCGCCUCUCCCGCGACCGCGCCACGGAGCAUCCUAUCCGCGCGCAAACCCACCGACGACGAAACCUCCGCCCGCGCCACCAAACCCCAAGGCCACAUCACUCAGAACGCCGAACUCCUCGUCGCGACCCCCAUCGACUUCCUUUUCUUCCUCGUUCCCCUGCUAUCCGCAUCCACCGCAAUCCAGGGGGGCGGCGGAGGAGGAGGAGGCAAGGGCCUCUUCCAGCCCCUAGACGACAUCAUCGACUCGCAGGACGAGCUCCCCAAACACUUCCGCCAUGUUCUCUACGACGAUACCUUCCGGGCGGCUCUGCAUGAUCGGGCUGCUGCGAUCUGCGACUCCGUAGAGGCUGGAGAUGAGACAAUGUACCGGUUUAGUGAGACGAAGCUUCUCUUGGAGCUUGUUGCCAAGGCCGACAGGAUGGUCGCUAUGGGUCUGCCGCCUAGUUUGGAAGAACAGUUUGUGAGGCAGGCGUUGGCGACGCCGUUGAUGGCUGUGAAGCGCGAGGACGUCGGGGUUGCGCCCCCGCCGCCGUCGGCGUCGGAUGAUAAGGAGAAUAAGGGGGAUGGGGAAGACGAAGAGGAGAAGAAGACACCGUCAGAGGAGAUUUCGGCAACAACGACGGCGACGGCGACGGCGACAGAAACGGAGACGGAGACGGGCAAAUCCACCCCCGCCACGGAACAAAUACCAGAGGGCCCAAGCAUCCCUGAUGGCGUGGCCGAUCUGCUACGGGUAUCCACGGCUCUGACAUUCAUGAAAGAGUGCUACCUGUCCAAGGCGAUGAGCGCGCGGAUUGACGAGUUGCUAGCUGCGCCGGAGAGUCCGAAGGAUUUCAAGCCCAUGCAGGAGCAUCUGAAGCUGGUGGCGAGUCUGCGCGCGCAGGCGCUCGCGUCGCGGUCACUGGGGGAUUUCAGUCGGAAGCGGAGUGCGGAGGACCAGGAGGCGGCGGAGUUGCGGGCGGAGAAGAAGCGCAAGAAGGAGGAGGAAGAAAAGAAGAAGAAGGCGAGUGAGUCGAGGGGAGUGAGGGAUCUGAAGAAGGUGAAUACUGUUGGGAUGAAGAAGAUGAGUGAUUUCUUUGGAAAGGCUGCUCCGAAGAAGAAGGCUUAAGAUGACCGGGCUUCCAUUGCAUGAGAAGCACGUAUGCUGUUGCUAUUUCUUGCCGGUCGAUUGGCCGUGACGAGGCCAUGUGAGAUCUCAAGCACUCUGGAGGCGGGAUGCGCUCUUUUAACGAUGUCUUGGGCUGUGCGGAUUUCGAGCAGACCCAGGCAAAGUCCCGACCCGUCUGCUACAAAGUACCCAAAGGAUGAUACCCGAGGGUUGU